Lacerta agilis (Sand lizard) is the source of this 1893-nucleotide messenger RNA. It is a transcript of the gene SERTM2, whose product is annotated as serine rich and transmembrane domain containing 2. Gene Ontology annotation, cellular component: intracellular membrane-bounded organelle. The record is from RefSeq and is a predicted model, not a curated record. The coding region runs from base 1043 to 1321 and encodes 92 amino acids. Lineage: Eukaryota; Metazoa; Chordata; Lepidosauria; Squamata; Lacertidae. The transcript has 2 exons.
GGCAGCUUUCUUUUUUUUUCAUCUCUCUCUCUCCCUACUGAUGAAGCAUAGCUGCGCUUGGAGAGAUACCUUCCCCAGCUUACUGUGUCUGUUGCCUAUAGAAGCAAAAGGAGGAGAGAAGGAGAGAGAGAGAGAGACGGUUGACGGAGGCUGCUGUGGUUCAGCUGUCCAGAAGAUAUAUGGAUCUGUCUCACUCGUGCAGGAAAACUAUCACCAGCACAGUGAGAGCAGGACCAUCAACCAGCGUCUAAGGAACUAAGCAGCGCCCCUCUGCCUGUCGCAAUGCAAAACCCUGGCGUGCAAAGGAGACGAGAGGAAAGUGUACUUUCUCAUUGGAAAGCCUAGUCUUCCAGCUCAAGCGACAAAACAACAGCUGGUCUCUUUUUCUUCCAAAGCACCUGCAUCUUAGAGGGGAUGUUUCCAGGACACCUUGCAGAAAGCAGUCUAGGGUACACCUACCAAGGAGGUGUCUUGAGGGGUCACUCCUCUGCUCCUGCUUACGAUGAAAGAAAUAUCAUGUUGGCUACUGGUACUGCUGUCAUUUUGGUCAUCUGAAGGUGGGAAGUGGAAAAAGACCAGACUCUAGUUCUUCUGAAUAAAGUCGCUGAUGUUUGCCUUCUAAUGAAGAGAAGACAGGAGUCUGCUUCCAAAAGUAACCAAAGCAGACUUUUGAAAGAUAACUCAUGGAUCUGUGAGCCAUUGGGUGACACUGUUGGUAGGAGAUCCUUACACCCAAACUCCACUGUGAUGUUUAUUCCUUACUGAAGAGAACACAAAUAUUUUUCAACCAGGAAGGUUUUUUAAAAAGUAGAAAAAAACACCACCCAGAAAGAACAUUUGAUUGAUUCUGCCAUUUCCUUAGGCAAAGCCAUGUGAGAAGAUGACCCUCUGAUGAGAACUAUUCCUCUAUACAAGGCGAAGACUUCAGUCCAUCCAAUAUUGAUGCAUGAAUCACCUCCUAAUAUAAUCUUUAAGACACUAUCAAAAAAGGAGUAAGGAAUUCAUGAGUGAACAGAGAAAAUGGAAAAGGCCUGAGUAAGAAAUGACUGAGGUCUAUUUCAGAUUCCGUGGAAAUCUUACUGGUCGUGCCCACCCACCCCCAACCCUGGCUACAGGAGUGUCAAAUGCAGAUAAAUACUCCAACUUGUAUAUGUAUGUAGGGUUGUUUCUGACCCUAUUGGCCAUCCUACUCAUUCUACUUUUCACCAUGCUCCUGCGCCUGAAACAUGUCAUCUCCCCUAUUACCACAUCUCCAGAGAGCACCGAGAACAUCCAGCAGUUUACAGAUGUUGAAAUGCAUGCCAGGAUCCCCAGUACCUAGUGGGCUGGGGGCUGGGAAGCAACUGGGUGCAAAAAAAAGAUUGUCUGCAGAGAGAAACCAAUUUCAUAUGUUGGAGUGUGUGGAGUGGAAGAUUCUGCUCUCGUAUUCUAGAUUUCUGGAGUACAAACUCUGGACAGCCUUGAGGGAUGGACUGGCAGAGGGUUGGCCUGGAUGGCAUUUGAGGUCCUUUCCAACUCAUUGAUUCAGUUUGCCUUGGAAAUGGCAAGACAAUUAUCCUGCAAACUUAGCUUGACACCAAGAGCUGUAAGCAGCAUGUGCUGAGACGUUUGGUUUCAAACAACCUACAUAUAGCCAUAUGAAGCUGCUUUAUAAUGAGCUGGUAUAAUCUGGCCCUGUACUCAUUAUUCUGGACUGGUAAGAGCUCUCCAAAACAGCCCAGGUGACUCAACAAAACUGUUUUUUUGCAGGAGAAAAUAGAGGACUCCUGGACUUAACGAUGAAUAAAAGCAAUAGGAGGAACUAGCACUGUAUCAAAACCUGCUUGCCUAUUUCUCCCUCUGUGAGAGAGGUUGCAGGUUUAUCUGCCUCAUUCUCAGGACAUUUGAGCAUUU